Anas platyrhynchos (mallard) is the source of this 5191-nucleotide messenger RNA. RefSeq names its product OCRL inositol polyphosphate-5-phosphatase (gene OCRL). The record is from RefSeq and is a predicted model, not a curated record. Lineage: Eukaryota; Metazoa; Chordata; Aves; Anseriformes; Anatidae. Gene Ontology annotation, cellular component: cytoplasm; membrane. Gene Ontology annotation, molecular function: phosphatidylinositol-4,5-bisphosphate 5-phosphatase activity; inositol phosphate phosphatase activity. Gene Ontology annotation, biological process: phosphatidylinositol dephosphorylation; signal transduction.
UCUCCCUGGCCCUAGUAAUCGGGUUCUCAUACUCCAUUCUAAACGUUUUGGCUGUUCCCAAGAGAGAACCCUGGCAGGCAAAGUCAAACAAGGACCACAUCUCCUGCAGGUUGUUCUGCACCGGCGUGCCCGUGAGGAGGAUGCGAUGCCUCGCGGGAAUCGCGUACACGCACUUGGUCGUUUUGUUAGACGGGCACUUGAUUUUAUGCGCUUCGUCGAGGAUGAUGUAGUCCCAGACAAAAUCCUGCUCCUGGCAGCUGGCGAGCUGCUUCCAGUUGUUGAUGAGCAUCUGGUAGCUCGUGACGACAAUGCCGUUCCUCCUCCGGACCCUCUCCAGGUUCCUGGUGCGCUCUGCCUUGCUGCUGCCGUGGAACUCCUUGACGCGCAGGCCGGGGGUCCAGCGGGCGAACUCGGCCAGCCAGCUGCUGACCAGGGUGGUGGGCAUGAUGAGCAGGACGUGCUGGAUGAGCUCGCCAUCGAACAUCCCCGAGAGGAAGGCGAUGAUCUGGAUGGUCUUCCCCAGCCCCAUAGUCAUCGGCCAGGAUGCCGCCGGGCCGCCCGUCCCGGUGCAGGCUGUACAAGAAGGCGACUCCCUCGCGCUGGUGCUGGAAGAGCUUCGCGUGCAGCUCGCCGUAGAGCAUCAGCCCGCUGCCGCACACAUCCACGAAGCGGCCUUCCUCCUCAUCCUCACCCUCCUCAUCCUCCUCCUGCUCCGCCAGCUGCGCCAGCGCCUCCUCCAGCCUCUGCAUGCGGCCGCGGAGCUUCUCGCUGGGGCGGAUGGCAGCCGCCCGCUGGAACAGCCGCAGCGCUGCCUCCAGGUCCCCGCUGCCCGCUGCCUCCUUGGCACCGCUCACCAGCCUGCGGGGACGGGAACGGCGUCAGCACCGGCACCGGGACCCAAACCGGCACCGGGGGUCCCAGCCCCACCACCCCCAGCACCCCGCUCACCGCCGGUACUCCCGAUCCUGAUCCCGGUCCCGAUCCUGGUUCUGUUCCAGAUCCCGCUCCCGGUUCUGCUCCCGGUCCUGAUCCUGAUCCCGGUCCCGGUCCCGAUCCCGGUUCGGGUCCCGGUCCCGCCCCGGCCCCUCCAUGGCUCCAGCGCCGCCGCCGCCACCGCGCGCGCUUCAAACCGCGCCACUUCCCGUCCUACCCCGCGCUGUAUGCAAAUGAGCACCCGCCUCGCCCAAUCAUCUCCCCGCUUGGGGGCGUGGCUUCCCGUAGCCCCGCCCACCUCCGCACCUCCUUCUCGCUCCUCCCGCCGGCAGAGGGCAGUGCGGCGGGUGGGCGGGUAGCGAGCGGGGGGCGGGCUCCGCCGCGGGGUCGCCGGGAGACGGGGGGCGCCGCCGCCAUGGAGCCGCCCGCCGCGGGCCGGGGCCUGGCCGGGAGGGGGCGGCGGGGGGCACCGGGGGCCGUGCGGGGCCUGCCCGGGGCGGAGGUGCGGGGGGGGCGGCGGGAGCCGUGCGUGCUCAGCCUGGCGCAGCGGGGAGGCCGCUACGGGAUCCUUAUCCAGUGGCAGGACAGGGAGGGCGCGGAGCCGGAUUACAUCCCCAUCAACAGCCGCUUUAAGUGCGUGCAAGAGGCAGAAGAAACCCUGCUGAUUGACAUAGCUACAAACACAGGCUGCAAGAUCCGGAUACAAGGGGACAAGGCAGCUGAGCGACUCUUUGAAUUCCCUGAGGAGGAGCGCUGCUUGGGAUUCCUCGCAGAGGUGCAGAGCAUACAGGAGGCUCAGUUAAAAUCUUCUCUUCCCGACCAUAAGGACUCAGCCAGCUGGCAUCAGGUGGAGAAGAACCUCCCAAGCCUUUCGCAGGCCUCUCCUUCAGGAGCUCUGGGGUUUGAGGAUGACUUCAAUGCUAUGAGCCUAGAGAAGAAAAGAAACAUGCAAAACCACCAAACAGGAUCUCGCCGGGAACCCCCACCUCCUCCUGUGCCUCCAAGUAGGCAAUUUCACCGAGAGAGAGAAAGCGCAGCGAGGGAGCAGCCAAAAGUAACCAACACUAUGCGCAAAAUAUUUAUGCCCAACACCCAGACAGGACAGAGAGAAGGCCUCAUCAAACAUGUGCUUGCCAGGAGAGAGAAGGAGUACGUCCACCUCGAGAACUUCAGGUUCUUUGUGGGAACGUGGAACGUGAACGGGCAGUCCCCAGACAGCAGCUUGGAGCCCUGGCUGGCAUGCGACACGGAGCCUCCAGACUUGUAUUGCAUCGGGUUCCAGGAGCUGGACCUCAGCACGGAGGCUUUUUUCUACUUUGAUUCUUCAAAGGAGCAAGAGUGGCUGGUUGCUGUGGAGAAGUCCCUGCACCCUCAGGCUAAGUAUAAGAAAGUGCAGAUGGUCCGUCUGGUUGGAAUGAUGCUGCUCGUGUUUGCGAGGAAGGAUCAGCUGAGUAACAUCAGAGAGAUCAUGACAGAGUCUGUGGGCACUGGAAUCAUGGGGAAGAUGGGCAACAAGGGCGGCGUGGCGGUGAGAUUCGUGUUCCACAACACGACCUUCUGCGUUGUCAAUUCCCACUUGGCUGCUCACGUGGAGGACUUCGAGCGCCGAAAUCAGGAUUAUAAGGAUAUCUGUGCUCGGAUGUGCUUUGUAACCCCUGAUGAUACGCUACCUCAGCUCAACAUCAUGAAACAUGAUGUUGUCAUCUGGCUAGGAGACUUGAACUACAGGCUUUGUAUCCCUGAUGCCAGUGAGGUGAAAAGUCUUAUCAGUAAGAAUGAGCUUCAGAAAUUGUUGACGUAUGACCAGCUGAAUAUUCAGCGUAUUCAUAAGAAAGCAUUUGCAGAUUUCAUUGAGGGAGAGAUUAAAUUCAUCCCCACGUACAAAUACGAUUCUAAAACAGAUCGCUGGGAUUCCAGUGGAAAGUGUCGUGUGCCAGCAUGGUGUGACCGAAUCCUUUGGAGGGGCGGGAACAUAAAUCAGCUCUGCUAUCGCAGCCACAUGGACCUGAAGACCAGUGACCACAAGCCAGUCAGCGCGCUCUUCCACAUCGGGGUAAAGGUUGUGGAUGACCAGAGGUAUCGAAAGGUGUUUGAAGAUAUCGUUCGUAUGAUGGACAGAAUGGAGAACGACUUCCUUCCUUCGCUGGAGCUAAGCAGGAGAGAAUUUGACUUUGAGAAUGUAAAGUUCCGUCAGCUGCAGAAGCAGAAGUUCCAGAUAACCAACAACGGGCAGGUCACCUGUCACUUCUCCUUCAUCCCAAAGCUCAACGACAGGCAGUACUGCAAGCCAUGGCUUCGGGCUGAGCCUUGUGAAGGUUACUUGGAGCCAAAUGAGAGCGUGGACAUCUCCCUGGAUGUGUACGUCAGUAAGGACUCCGUAACCCUUCUGAACUCGGGCGAGGAUAAAAUUGAGGAUAUUCUUGUCCUUCACUUGGACCGGGGGAAGGACUAUUUCCUCACCAUCAGUGGGAGCUACCUGCCCAGCUGCUUUGGCACCUCCCUAGAGGCUUUGUGCCGGAUGAGACAACCCAUCCGAGAAGUUCCAGUCACCAAACUCAUUGACCUGGGAGAAGACAGCUUCUUAGAAAAGGAGAAAUCCGCACUGCAGAUCGGCAUCCUCAACAGCGAGGACGCAGGCGAGAUGCCGCUGCAGGUGCCCAAGGAGAUCUGGCUCUUGGUGGACCACUUGUUCAAGCACGCUUGCCACCAGGAGGACCUGUUCCAGACUCCGGGCAUGCAAGAUGAGCUGCAGCAGAUCAUCGACUGCCUGGACACCAGUAUCCCCGAGACAAUCCCGGGCAGUAACCACUCGGUGGCCGAAGCACUCCUCAUCUUCCUGGAGGCUCUGCCAGAGCCGGUGAUCUGCUACGAGAUGUAUCAGCGCUGCCUCGACUGGUCGCACGACAGCCGGCUCUGCCGCCAGGUGAUUUCUCAGCUGCCCCGCUGCCACCGCAGCGUCUUUCGGUACCUAAUGUCGUUCCUCCGAGAGCUGCUCAAAUACUCGGACGACAACAACGUCACCGCCACCAUGAUCGCCACCUUGUUCACCAGCCUCCUCCUGCGGCCUCCACCCAACCUGCUGGCGAAGCAGACCCAGCAGGACCGCCAGCGUGCCAUCAACUUCCUCUACGGCUUCUUGCUCGCCGGGGACGAGGAGUGACCCCUGCCCCCCUGCCAAAGCCGGGGGGGGCUCCCUGCUGCCGGCCUCGUGCCCGGGCUGCGCCUCCCCAAAGGGCAGAAGGCUCCGAGCUCCUCUGAGGGCCGUGUUUAUGGGUGGAAGGGAAGCGUUCUCCUCUCGUUCCCACUGCUGUACCCCGCGCCGCAGAGGACCUGCGUGCUCCUUGCACUGCCAUCCGUCACAGGACCCUUCUGCUUUCUCCCCCGGAGCUUGAGGGGGGGAUCUGCCGCUAGCCAAACGUGGGGCCAGCGGCCCCCUUGCCCCGUAGCCAUGUCGCCGGUUCCCCAGUCCCGUGCUUCUCUCCCCUUUUCACCCCCCGUCUCCCUGGAGGUAGCGCAGGGAAGGGUGGAGGCUGCUGGUGCUGCAUCCCUGUGGGUACUGGCCGCACUGGGGAGAGCCCUGUGCCAUGCAGCAGCCCGGGUUACCCUCCUGGGAUGAGGUUUUGGCAUCCCCUGCUCCGGCCCCUGGGUUUCUGGCACCGGCACCUCGCUCUGCCCUCUCCCCCUGUGCCCCGGCUGCCCCCUGGGCUGUGGGGACUGGUGGCUGAUGUAGGGGAGCCCGGAUCAAGCAGGGCUGGGAGGUGAAGGUUUUAUCCAGGGCAGCCCCUGGGCACGGCACGGAGCAGGACACGGCUCCUGCCCCCCCAUCCCUGCUGCAGGAUCAGGUUUGAGGGCACCUCCAUCCAUCCUAGGGAAUGGGGAACGAGCCCCAGGUCCCACAGGAGCAGCGUGUUGGUGGUGGGGGGGUGCAGCCGGGGAGGGGAAACCUUCAGGAAGGAAGAUGGGGGUUCAAGGGGGGGGCUGCCCCUGCUCAAACACUAAGCAGAGCCCUGGCUGCGGGGGGGGGAGCUGCCGGGACUCAGCCAGGGUGUAUGGGGACGGUGCCUGUGCCCAGCCCUAUCCCCACGUACCUGGCCACACCGUGUGCUGCCCCGUGUUCCCCGUGCCCUGGCUGAGCAGCCGGGGGCUCCCCGGACCUCGUGGCUCUUAUUAUUUUUUUUUUCUUUUUUUUUUUUUUAAUUUUUAAAUUACAUAAUUUAUUGGGAAUCCAUCUGUUCCAAAUAAAACCUCAGUUGUGCAA